This is a messenger RNA of Aspergillus uvarum CBS 121591, 1794 nucleotides long. Its product is annotated as Zn(II)2Cys6 transcription factor. Bases 1 to 1578 code for a protein of 525 amino acids. Gene Ontology annotation, biological process: positive regulation of transcription by RNA polymerase II. The transcript has a single exon. NCBI's taxonomy places the organism in Eukaryota, Fungi, Ascomycota, Eurotiomycetes, Eurotiales, Aspergillaceae. The record is from RefSeq and is a predicted model, not a curated record. Gene Ontology annotation, molecular function: DNA-binding transcription factor activity, RNA polymerase II-specific; transcription cis-regulatory region binding; zinc ion binding. Gene Ontology annotation, cellular component: nucleus.
AUGCCGUUAAACCGUCAUGCGACUACCCCAAAGUCAUACUCUGGAUGUUGGACCUGUCGUAAACGCCAUGUCCGAUGCGACGAGCGCCAGCCGGCCUGUGCCCGCUGCGAGCGCGCAGUUCUGUCGUGCGAAGGAUAUGCCAUGGCGCUGAACUGGGUGGAUUAUGGGGAUAAUCGGGACCCUAAGCAGGUCGCGGGGCCAUCCGGACGGCGUAUGCGUCGGUGGUGCGCACCCGCCCCAGGCCGCCGCAGCUGGCCCACCCUCAACUCGAAUCGGAUCCAGGAUGAGCUGGAAGAUCGCGUGAGCUUACAUGGAGAGGCCCGACAGGGGCCGUUUUCAGUGUUCGUAGUGGAGAUGGCGGAAGGGGGGAGCAGAUGUAGCGAGGGGUUGCGGCUGCAGUAUCUCCGCCGGCCGCCAGGACAGUUGCAUGACUGCAUUGAGCCUCUCCGCGAGAGACGGCUCUUAAAUCACUGGCGCCUCCACCUCAGUGCUGCUCUCAUGCCUAUUCCGGCGGGCAACAACGUGCUAGUCUCCGUGUUCCUGCCCAUGGCCCUCCACGGGUUCCUCCAGCCCCGUGCCAUGACCAGAGGCUGCAUGGCCCUCUUCCACGCCAUCUGUGCACUCUCAGCCUCGAAUCUCGCCGCCCUCAGGGGCAACGACCCGGAACUGCUGGGCUCAGCUGCCACGCAUCGACUGCACAGUUUUACCCAUCUUCGUCUCCAACUUUCAGCCCUGCAGGCGGGCGAGGACAGCGACGUGGUCGCCCUCCUGGCAACGAUCAUCCUUUACCUGACUGAAAGCGCCACCGAGGGCAUCGCUCAUGUCUGGCGACAACACAUUCAUGGGGGCCUCAGUCUGCUCAAGGCGGUGCGGUCCGAACUGUGGUGCGUCUCGACCUCCGCGGCCAUGGUGCUAGAAUUGUUCCAGUUUCUACAUACGGUGGCUACAUAUCAGCAAUGCCAAUGCCAUCCCCCCACCAAGUAUCCAGCUCCGCUGUGGGGUUCUUCCGGCGACGACAGUGCCUGGGAGAUCGCCUACAUCCAGCCCGCCCUGGGGGGCCUCCCUUACCCCCUGCUCAUGGCACUGCAUCGCAUUCAGGCACUACCGCCCGCGCUCGACUUGUCGCCCGCCCACUUGGACUGCAUGGAGCUCGAGCUUUAUCAAUUGGCCCCGCCUCCUGGCGUCCCGACGCAUGGACUGCAAUCAAUCCACUGCCACAUCUUUUAUUUUUCCCUCUUGAUUUUCUUCAAGCGGCGAACCGGCCGAGGCGCAUCGGGCGCAUUGGAGGAACUGGCUCACGAGGGCUGGGAGCAUGUGCGGCGGCUUGAUGCGUUCGGAAACCAGGGUAGCCCCGUGACCUGGCCCAUCAUCGUAAUUGCGUGCGAGAUUCAAAUUCAGGAGCUCCGAGAGCAGGUUCUGCACUGGUUGACACUCCGAGCUCGCUCUGGAUUUGCGGUUUACCGUCGUGCCCGGGAUCUGUUGCUCCGGGUCUGGAGUCGUGUGGAACCCUCUUUCGCGGACAGUUACUGGGCGACUUUACUGCACACGAUUCCGGAGUUCGAUAUCUAUUGGGGUUGAGGGGUUUGGCUUGCUCUGACUCAUGCGCUCGCUCGAAGUCUAGAUGAUGUAAUGUAAUGUUAAAUAACUGGUACGUGGCCGGAAAGCUUGCAUGAGGCAGUCUUGUUAAGGCGGAGAACCGAGAGUCCACCUGUCUGACGCUCGGUGCCGAAGAUCGGCCAACGUUAUCUAUCCUCGGCUUUGUAGCUAUCCACCGCAGGUUUAUUAAUAACCAAC